Molecule: messenger RNA, 2432 nt
Organism: Jaculus jaculus (lesser Egyptian jerboa)
Lineage: Eukaryota; Metazoa; Chordata; Mammalia; Rodentia; Dipodidae
Product: THUMP domain-containing protein 1-like
Exons: 2
Coding region: 1-1293 (430 amino acids)
Biological process (GO): tRNA modification
Molecular function (GO): RNA binding
Source: RefSeq, a predicted model, not a curated record
AUGGAGCCAAUUAAUAUUGAUUUGGAUUUAAUUAACCCAGAAAGAGUAAAACCCUUUGUGGAAUCAGUUUCUAAAAAACAGGUGCCGGCAGUAUUAAUGAAAACUGUGCAAGAUUUAGACAAGGACAGAUUAAUGGGCAAAAGGCUAGCCAUGAAUAUUGUGAAGAAGCAGAUGGACCUGAUCAACCCUUCUGAGCCAGGGCGCCGAGGAACGUGGAGGGUCGCAAGCACUGUGGCGUCCCCGGCCCAGCGGGCGCCUCAGCCCGGAGGCGGGAAGCGGAAAGGCAAAGCGCAGUACGUGCAGGCCAAGCGAGCCCGGCGCGGCGAUGCGGGCGGGCGGCAGCUGGAGCCCGGGCUGCAGGGUGUCCUCAUCACCUGUAACGUGAACGAGCGCAAGUGCGUGGAGGAGGCCUACAGCUUGCUCAACGAGUACGGCGACGACCUGUACGGGCCCGAGAAGUUUCCAGACAAGGAUCGGCAGCCCUCUGGAAGUGAGGGAGAAGAUGAUGACGUAGAGGCUGCCUUGAAGAAAGAAGUUGGUGACAUUAAGGCUUGUACAGAGAUGAGACUAAGAAGAUUCCAGUCAGUGGAGAGUGGAACAAAUAAUGUAGUCUUUAUCAGGACACUUGGGAUAGAACCUGAGAAAUUGGUACAUCAUAUUCUCCAGGAUAUGUACAAGACCAAGAAAAAGAAGACCCGAGUUAUUCUACGAAUGUUACCCAUCUCAGGCACGUACAAAGCUUUCUUAGAAGACAUGAAAAAAUAUGCAGAAACAUUUUUGGAACCCUGGUUUAAAGCUCCAAAUAAGGGGACAGUUCAGAUUGUAUACAAAUCGCGAAAUAAUAGUCACAUGAAUAGGGAAGAAGUUAUCAAAGAGUUGGCAGGGAUAGUAAGCAGCCUCAAUACAGAAAAUAAAGUGGAUCUCACUAAUCCGCAGUACACAGUGGUUGUAGAAAUCAUUAAAGCUGUCUGUUGCCUGAGUGUUGUGAAAGAUUACAUGCUGUUUAGAAAAUACAAACUUCAGGAGGUAGUAAAGAGUGCUAAAGACCCAUCACAGCUUCACCCAAAGCUGGGCAAUGGGAAAGAAGCAAAAUUGGAACCUGACAAAAAAUUGAAUCAAAAUGAUCCAGCAGACGGAAAAAAUGACCAGCAGGUGGCACCAGAGAACAGUGAGGCGGUAGGGCCGACAGAACCCAGAUCUGAGUCACUCUUGGAGAAUGAGGGAGGAGAUAAACCAGAAAUUGUGAAUCCAGUCUCAGAAGGAGCCAACUCAAAUGAAAAUGACCUCUCAUAGGAGGUCACAGUGCUGGAGGUGGGUUUCUCAGCCAGGGUUCUGUGAGAUGCUUCUGGGGUUUCAUGUAAAAUUGUAACAAUAUAUUUUGACUUCUGCGUGCUGCUCAGUGCUGCUCUCACAGUACUAAACAGUGAACUCUCAGCCCUGCUAACACUUCUGUUAGCGUCCUCUCAGCUCUGUCAGCAGUUUUUUUCAGGUCUGUGUGCUAUUACACAGGGGGAAGGUGAUAAUUAUUAUACAGGAGAAGGAUACUGGCCUUUUCCUCUUGAUUAUCUUCCCCAGUUCCCUUUAGGAACUGCCAAAUGAUGGAUGGGGAUGAACAGUAGCUAAAAAGUAGGAAAUCCCAGGGAAGUGUCCUUCAUUCUGAGAAGCUUAGAUACCACCACUCAGCUGUGCCCUGCCACUCCAUUUUAAACACUGCAAAAUGGGAUUGUGUAAGUUAAAAGAAAAGUGAGUUGUUUUUGAUGGUUUUGAGUUUUCAUUGUUAUAUUUUAGUAUUAACAUUUGUAUAAGCAAAUCUGAUGAUUUAUUGCUGCAAAUAACUGAAGCCAGGUGUGAGGUUAAAGAGGACCAUUUUGAGACAGGCUUAUGGACAUUUCUGAUAAGAUUAUUGAGAAAGAAUCAGCCUUCUGAAUUACUUCCAUAUAUGAGUACAAAAGGAAUACCAAGCAACUUUGUUUUGACAUUAAAGCUACUUCACAGGGUUUCACUUGUCCAAGCAUUUCUGUUACAUUGUGCACUGACUGUGGCUUGUAGCUAUAUAUCUAGUAAUUACUCCAGCAUAUAAACCAGUUAUUUGCCAAGAAUGUUUCUUUCUUUAAGUAGCUUUUGGACUAGCAAAAUAAAGUUUUUCUUAAAAAAAGACAUUGACUAAGAAAGUUUAGGCAGCAAAUUACUUUCAAACAGAUCUCCUCCUAGGAAAGAAUUGGUGAGAACUACACAUUAAAAUAAUGGGACAAGCACAAGACUUGAAACAACUUUAUUGUCAGUUUAAUAAGCUGAUGUACACAUGAUACUAAAGAAGUUUUGUGUAAUUAUGUUAAAAACAGCAGCAGUUAAAAUCCACCUGGGUUGAUGAGUCAAUAGAGUUAACAAAUAAUGUAUAAAUGACCCAAUUAAAACAACUUUUUUUUGCUCAA